This is a messenger RNA of Closterium sp. NIES-67, 3435 nucleotides long. NCBI's taxonomy places the organism in Eukaryota, Viridiplantae, Streptophyta, Zygnematophyceae, Desmidiales, Closteriaceae. The record is from the annotation of a GenBank genome assembly.
CAUGCACGAGUACAGUAUGCUCAUGGCUGUUGCAUGCAGCCUCCAAUGUCGGCUGAAUCGUCGACGUUGGUUCUAUCACUGCCUCCUAUGUCGAUUCCUUUGACGGUCAGGCCCUCUGCCGACAUGUGCAACGGCUGACUGUCUGCCCCUCCCGCGAUGUCGUCGCAGCCUCAUCGCACACCGGUAGCAUGCGACGAGCUGAUGGCGGAUUCCUCACUCGCGACGAGGCCACCAGAUCCGUCGCGAAUGCGCAUGCUCGAGCAGCCGCGCUCCAGGACCAGACCAGGCCACCCAUGCUCGAGCCCGCAUUCUGGCGGGGCGACAGUGGAACUGGCACUCCCACACCCACCGGCGUCGGAAAUGAUAGUAGUCGAGCAGUUAAUUCUGCAAGAGCGGCGAUCUGAGGGCAAUACGGGAGGUACUAGUGGCUAUCAGAGGGAAGAACGCUAAACCGCACGCAUGGGAGGGAACACGGCGCGAUGCACUAGCCCAGCGAGAGUGCGAUCCGACGCGAUUGCGUCGACGGAAGGCAGCGAUGACCAUGGUGCCGACGGUGCUGCCGCUGCCGCGCGGCAGCUGGAGGCUGCGCAGGUUGCUCCGUCGGUGGCUCCGUCUUCGUCGACGGGAACCGGAAAGAGGAGUCGAUCGAGUGUGGAAGCGGAGCAGACCCAUCCACACCCACACUCGAGUGCUGUGCGCGUGAAUUGCGGUUUCUGCACCGCGCUCACGCCCGUCGCUCUCUCCCUCGACCUCCCCAACUGCGCCUGCCUCCUCUGCCUCCCCUGCGCGCGCGGCUCCUUCCGCCCCCAGCUGGAGCCUGGAGCGUCUAAGGGCACAGCUGGUACGCGGAGAGCACCCGCUCUCCGCCCAUCAUUCUCCUGAAAAUUCUCCUGGAAAUUCUCCUGGAAAUGCUCCUGUCAAAGAUUCCAUGGCCUGCCCGUGCUGCGUGCGCCCAGUUCCAGCGCUCCACGUGCAGACCCUCCUGCCCGAAGAAUUCUGGCAGUGGGAGGAAGCGGCGACUUCGGUUGCCCUCGCCAGUUUCUCCCGGGCAGAUGAAAUUGUCCUCUGCCCAGGAUGCCACGUUCUCGUGGAAAAACUGCCCGCUGAGGCACCAGCUGACCCAGAGACUGUAGCAGCAGCAGCAACAGCAGCAGCAGCCGACGCAGCAGCAGCAGUAGAAGCAGCAGAUGCAGCAGCGGCAGAAGCAGCAGCAGCUGUGGCAGCAGCGGUAGCAGCAGCAGAGACGGCAGCAGCAGAAGCAGCAGAAGCAGCAGCAGACGCUGCAGACGCUGCAGAGGCAGCAGAGUCAGUGGAAGCAGUUGCAGCAGCAAAGGCAGCAGCAGAAGCAGCAGCAGCUGCAGCCGCAGCAGAAGCAGCGGAGGCAGCAGCAGCAGAAGCAGAGGCGGAGGCAGCAAAAUCAGCAGCAGCAGAUUUAGCAGCGAAAGCAGCAACAGCAGAAGCAGCAGCAAAAGCAGCAGCGGAAGCAGCAGCAGCAGCAGCGAGCACUGAAGAAAGAGACGAGGAAGGCCAGCUGCUAACCCCGGAAAUGAUACUCCGGUGUGGCCAGUGCGGGGUGGUCUUCUGUGGUUCGUGCCGCGAGCACCCUUACCACCUCGGCCUCUCCUGUGCUGCAUACUCUGUCCGCCUCGCUGCACCCAAGUGCCGCUUCUGUGGGGAGCGGAUCGACUGGGAAAGGAUUGAGGAAGCUGGAGAGGAAGAGGGCGACGAUAAUGAUGAUGAAGGGAGGAGGAAGAGAGAGGAAGCGGUCAGGCAGCUUGCAGAGCUGGUCGCACACCCUGGCAACACAAUCCCACGUGGCAGCAGCAGCAGUGGCAGCAGUGGUAACGCCCACACUUGGGCAUGGGGCGAGGGAGAGAUGAGGGGUCUCCUUGCGGCAGUGGGAGCAGACACGGCUUGGUGCGUGAGCAAGGCAGAUUUAGCAGCGGUGGCAGGGCUGGCAGUGUGUGUGUGUGGUGAGGAUCAGUGCCGGGAGCGGCUGAGAGGCGCGUGCACGCGGGUCGGUCCCUGUGGGCAUGCGUGUGGGGGGGUGAGUGGAGAGCUGCAGUGCCUGCCGUGCCUCCAUGACCUUUGCUUUGAAAAGCUCAAUGCAGCAGCAGCCGCUGCAACAGCUCCCUCUGCUGCUGCUGCUGCUGCUGCUGAUGCCUCUGGUGGUGCUGCUGCUGAUGCCUCUGGUGCUGCUGCUGCUGAUGCCUCUGGUGCUGCUGCUGCUGAGGCAGCUGACAGCAGUGGUGCGCCCUCUGCCAUCCCUCUUCCCCUGCCGCAUCUCGCAUCCGCCAGCGACUUUUGUCCCAUCUGCUGGGUGGAGCCGAUAGCUGCCGCCCCGGCCAUCCGUCUAUCCUCCUGCAGGCAUGUGGUGCAUGCGGCAUGCGCAAGGGAGAAGAUCCGCCAAUCAUACCCCGGGCCUGAACUCUCCUUCGGAUUCCUCUCCUGCCCCCUCUGCCCCGCUACCACCAUGGACCAUCCUGCACUACAGACAGAGCUUGCCGCCCCUCUGGCCCUGAAAAAGCAAGUGAAGGAUUUGGCAGUGGAGAGGGUGAAGGCAGGGGAGGGGGGUGGGGGUGCUGAGGGGAUUCGGGGUGUUGAUGGGGCUGUGAAUGGUAAUGAGGAGGGGGAGAAUGGGGGUGGGGAUGGCCGUAUGGGGAACGGUGUGCUGGCAGGGGCAUUGCGGCGGUUCCUGUUCUUUCUCUGCUCGCGCUGCCACCGCCCGUACUUUGGUGGGGACCGGAGGUGCGGUGCUGGACCUGCUGCUGCCGAGCCUGAGGAUGAGGUUGAGGAGGAGAGGGAGGGAGGGGAGGGGGAGGAGGGACGGGCGGAGGAAGGAGGUGGGGGGAAUCAGGGAGGCAACGAGCUAGUGUGUGGUGAGUGCUUGGCUGCUGAAGCCGCUGAAAGGCAAAGGGAGGCAGCAGCAGCAGCAGCAGCAGGGGAGAGAGAGAGGAGCAAGGAGCAGCUGUGGGAAGCAGGUAAGCCGUGCACGAGCAAUCACGGGCAGGAGAGCGUGCAGUUCAAGUGCCGCUUCUGCUGCUCUAUCGCCACCUUCAUCUGCGGUGGCUCCACGCACUACUGCACCCCGUGCCACAACGGCGGCAAUACACCCGCCAAUUCCUGCAUGGGAGGAGACGGGUGCCCGCUGCGCGUGGCGUGGCACCCCAAAGCCCCAGCGGAGUUUUGCCUUGGCUGUGCUCUGUGUAGGCCCUAAGGGCACCAGGCUUCAUUGCGGAUAGGCACACGGAGGAGGGUGAGGUGAGGAGAGGUAGUUACCUCAAUUCGCUGGAAGUGCUUAUUGCGUCGCUGUGCCAUCCCAAAUCCCCUGCCCAUUUUGUAUUGGUUUAGAUGAUGGUUGUACAUUGUACAAAACUAUUCGGGUUGUAACACCUUAUACGGUUUGAGUGUGCUCUUAGUACAAGAAAUUGUGGU